AUGGGACACAUUAAUUCAAUUGCCAACACACCCGAAAUGCGUAAUAGAAUUAUGCAACAAUUGAUGGCUCUGUCAGCAAAUAAUGGGGCCGGUGGCAAUGUUGCGCAGAAGAUUAUUCGAACGAAUGCUGGCCAACAGCAAGGGCCACCAGUUCAAUUGUUACAGCACCAACAGCAGCAGCAAUUUUCCCAGACCCCCGUUUCUAUAUCUCAGUCUCCUGUAAAUACGUUUACUUCUCUGCCUCAAAGUGUAAAUAAUGUUCGGGCGGCGGGUACAAAUGUAAAUAUCUCCAAUCUUAAUGGAAUGAUUAACUCUCUUACACAGACAAACGUCGGCCCAAUUCCAAAUAACGUUAAUCCGGCAAUAGCUGCGAUGAGCCAGGGAAUUGGCCUCACUAAUCUCCAACCACGACAGAAUAAUGGAGUCGUUAGCAAUGUGAGUAGUAACUCGGCACAUAAUGCAAUUACAACAGUACAGGGAAUGAGUCCCAAUAGUACGGUUGGAAUGUCUCCUUCGAAAUCAACCAUAACUGCUCCCGCGGGAGUUCGAACGCCGUCAAAUAUAAAUGCUCGACCAAAUAAUGUACGUGUAAUUUCACAGCCACAGCCACAGUCACAGUCACCACGGCAGAUUUUACAACAAAGUCCAAGUGUUACUGGGAAUGUAGUUACGAUUAAUCGUUCUAAUCAGCCAGUGGCUGCGACGUCUGCCAUGUCGAUUGCUAAUGGUACUGCUCCGCGACCAGGAAAUGGAGAAUCGACAGUUGCAAUAGUGAAAAAUGAGCAGACGCCUAUUAUUCAAAGUAGAAGAAGAUCCUCUACAAGCUCUGCCGGGAGAGCUGCUAAACCACCUGCACCUGCCACUCCUGGAAAUGGUACUGUGUCAAAAGCUAAUGGAACAACUGGAAAUCAGAAUAACUCUGUGGUAGCUAAUCAGGUCGUUCGAGCAAGUAUGGCUGCUCCAUCUACGACUGCUCAAUUAAAAAAACUUUCUGAUAAAGAAUAUAACGAUGCUGCCACGCACAUUAAAGAGGCUGAGAAAAAGAAGCGUCGACUAGGUUUACAUGCAUUAAAUUUGUCUGAAGAGGAUAUCCGUAAGAUAGAGUUGCUCAUUCCCGAACUUCAGCGUAUAAGCUCAAUGGCGGAUGAAACUCUCGUCUAUUUUUGGCAUUUUACUCGUAACCAGAGAGGUCUUGACAAUGUCUUGACGAGUCGGUUUCUUAUAGAGGAUUUUCUUAAAGGCUGGCAACAAAAGCAAUAUUAUUUGAAUGCUGAAUCAUUAGAGAGUAGCAUAGAUUAUCUUCAAGAAGCUAUAAAUUGUGUUCGUAAUUUACGCCAAGGCAAACAGGAUGAAUUUUAUGCACAUUUAAACAAGAGUCCAGUGAUGAAUCAAUCAGAAAUUGAAAAUCUACUUCUAAAGAAAUCAAUCGACCUCAAAAUUCCGGAAAAACGAGAGAGACAUAUUAAUUCAGGAUCUAAUAAACGGCCAAGGACCACUUCUGCACAUGAACAAAUGAGAAGAUCAAGCGUCAUAAGUUCUGUGGAUGAAGUGGACAAUGAGGAGGAGGAAUGUAGUAUCGAAAAGAUGGAGAAUACAUUUAAAAAUAUAAAGUUAGUGUUGAAGGACGCUGCUGAAAAAGAGAGGGAGAGAGAGACUAGGAACAAGAAUGGCCUAGGACUGCCCACCAGAAUGGACCGUUUGAUGAUUGAGGGAUAUAUGAUUCCUCCCAGACUGUUGGAUUCUACCAAAGUGUUUGUUGGGCUUGGUAGUGCUAUAUGA
Molecule: messenger RNA, 1779 nt
Organism: Paraglomus brasilianum
Lineage: Eukaryota; Fungi; Glomeromycota; Glomeromycetes; Paraglomerales; Paraglomeraceae
Source: the annotation of a GenBank genome assembly